ACUACACUGUUUGCUUAUCAGGACCAAAAAGAACGUGACGUGUUUAUGCUCCACUACACCCAAUGGUCAGACCAUGAUGUUCCAGAACCGCUGAGUCUCGUCAUAUUUCAUCGUCACGUGAUGAAAAUUUCGAACGUACACCCUGGCAAAUACACGCUUGUUCAUUGCAGUGCGGGGAUUGGCAGAACAGGCACCUACAUCGCUCUGGACGCCCUCUAUAAGAAAGGGGAGAAAACUGGGAAAAUCAACGUACCAAAAUAUGUAGAAGCAAUGAGGAAUGACAGGAUGAAUAUGAUCCAAGGCAUAGACCAAUACAAAGUUGUCUACCUGGCAUUACUUGAAGCGUUCAGAGGGAAGUCCAGGUCUAUCUCAAAAGAAACAUUUCUACAGGAGUUCCAGGAACACUCUUGUUAUAUCAACCUCGGAGAGGUGGCCAACAAGUCUCCAUUAUCUGCAGAAUAUCAGGAAUUAGUGUUCAUACAGAAAAAAUACACCUCCGACGAUUACAAAUCAGGGAGAACAUUUGUAUCAGCAAAUUAUUCUCCUUCUGUUUUACCUGUUGAAAGGUAUACGUGUUUUUUGACAAACACAGAAGGAAAGAACAUCUAUUAUAAUGCAGUUUCCAUCCAGGUAUUUUACAAGCCUUGCAUUAGCAUAUAUCGUCAUGUUUCUUUUGGUCUUCCUCUCUUUCUCUUACCAGUUGGUGUCCAUCUCAAUGCAACCCUUGGGAUAGAGGUUGGCCCAAGUAAUUCCUGUCCGCUUAUUCUUGGAGGUUUCUCGCAUGAUCCAGUCAAUGCAGAAUGUGAAGAGAAGAGGGAAGAGCAGACAUCCAUGUUUUACUCCAGUCUUCAAUUUAAAAUCCUUUGA
Messenger RNA from Saccostrea cuccullata (small rock oyster), 867 nucleotides. RefSeq names its product receptor-type tyrosine-protein phosphatase U-like. NCBI's taxonomy places the organism in Eukaryota, Metazoa, Mollusca, Bivalvia, Ostreida, Ostreidae. The transcript has 7 exons. Bases 46 to 867 code for a protein of 273 amino acids. The record is from RefSeq and is a predicted model, not a curated record. Gene Ontology annotation, biological process: protein dephosphorylation. Gene Ontology annotation, molecular function: protein tyrosine phosphatase activity.